Molecule: messenger RNA, 1197 nt
Organism: Nilaparvata lugens (brown planthopper)
Lineage: Eukaryota; Metazoa; Arthropoda; Insecta; Hemiptera; Delphacidae
Exons: 7
Coding region: 45-1064 (339 amino acids)
Biological process (GO): detection of chemical stimulus involved in sensory perception of smell; sensory perception of smell
Cellular component (GO): plasma membrane
Molecular function (GO): olfactory receptor activity; odorant binding
Source: RefSeq, a predicted model, not a curated record
UGAUUUUCGUGCUACUGGUGGUGGGCUGUAUCGUGAACGUGAGCAUGGGCUUGCUGUACAACUGGUCGCAUCUCGAGAUACGAAUUCUGCGUCUGCGAGAUUUGCAGCACUUCUUCACGCUGCUGUUUUUCCAUGCGAUCGCCUCGUCGAUUAGCAGCCAUUGCGACCUGAUGCAAGCGCAUUUCUCUAGACAACACGAAAUUGGCGAGUUGGCCAAGCUAAACCGCAAAUUCAGCUUGGAGCACAGAAUGGAUCUGAAGAAGUAUGUUCGCUACGCUGGUGCUAUCCUGCUGAUUCGAAACACGGCCACCUCGUAUCUUCCCAUGGCCUACUCUGUCUUCCUUGUACUCAGGACAGUUGUCUUCUCUCACUCUCCCACUCAACACCUGCCCGUCAUCACCUACUUCCAUUAUCCGAAAGGUUAUGAGACUUGGCAAGUGCAGCUAGCACUAAACGCGUUUGCCACCUACUUCUAUGUGAUGAACACAAUAUUCGGCAGUGUCAUAGUGAUGAGCAACUAUUUUCUCGGCCACAUCAGCUGGUACCAGUUGAGUUUGUGCGUGCGCUACGUGCGCCAACUGGACGCCAUCGAGAGCUGGGAACAGGCCAGGCUGCACCGGCUCAUGAAUUGUGUCAUCAAGUAUCAUCAGCACAUCAUGAUACAUCACUCGAAAUUUAUAAGACUUUCACGCGUCUCCAUACUGGCAUAUACGUUUAGCUGUACCUUUCAACUAUGCACAUACAUCUACAGUAUCAUAGAGAUGAGGAAAGUCAAAUUCAUAAUUCAAAUGGUAUUCACUUUGAUACUUCUCUAUGCAUUUAGCAGUUAUGGACAGAAAAUUGUUGAUGAGGGUGAAAGAGUGAGAGAGUGUCUCUACGAUUGCGAAUGGGUGGGGCGGCCAUUGUGGUUCCAAAAAAAUCUGCUGAUUAUCAUGAGUCGUACCUUAUCCAGUACUGAAAUUAACUGCUACGGCUUGUUAGCAAUAAAUCGCUUGCGGUUUUCAAAGACUCUACAAGCUGCAUAUACGUAUUUCAACUUUCUGAAAGGGACAGUGAUUCAAUAGGAGAGAAAGAAGACUGAAAAUAUUCGAGAUUAUUCCAGAAGUUUUUAUAAUCUGUCGUGUUAUUUGAUUAAUGAAUUAUAGUAGUUUAAGUUCGAAUGUGUUAGUAUUGCAAUAUUAAUAAGAGAAUUUUCAU